AUGGAUGAAGUAAUUGGAGAAGAUGAACAACUUAAAGUGGGAAUGCAAGUACACUAUGAUGAGGAGGCUUAUAAUAUGUACAAUUCCUAUGCUUUGAGGAAGGGCUUUAGUGUUCGUAAAGGGCAUGUUCAAAGAGAUUCAUCAAAUAACAUCCGACAACGACAUUUUUUAUGUUCAAAUGAGGGGUUUGCACAAUACCAUAAUGUGUUUGAACCAACCAAACACAGAAAGUUGGAAACAAGAGUCGGUUGCAUGGCUAUGAUAUCAUUUACAGUGAAAGAUGGAAUAUGGACAAUAUCACAUAUCAACUCAGAGCAUAAUCAUGAGCUUGCAAAGCCCGAAGAAAGGCCAUUUCUAAAAUCAGGGAGGAAUGUAACGAAUGCAUGUGGACAUGUUUUUACUUCUAUGAAAGAUGCAGGAAUAGGACCAACGAAAUCAUUUUCUUUCAUUGGAAAUGAAGUGGGUGGUCUAGCAAAUGUGGGGUGCACUAAGAAAGAUGUCUAUAACUACUUGCAAAGGAAGAAGGAAGAAAUGAUGGAAGCAGGCGAUGCACAAUCUUUGUUGAAUCACUUUAAGCUUAAACAAGGUGAUGAUUCUAAUUUUUUCUACUCAAUGCAAUUAGAUCAAUAUAGCCAAAUGACGAACUUCUUUUGGAGGGAUAGUAGAUCAAAGUUGGAUUAUGAUUGUUUUGGUGAUGUUAUAUGCUUUGACACUACAUUUCGUACAAAUAAGUAUGAUUUGAUUUGUGCUCCAAUAGUUGGAGUAAAUCAUCAUUGGAGGAACGUGUUGUUUGGAUGUGCUUUCUUAUUGGACGAAACUACGGAGUCAUUUGUUUGGUUGUUUGAGACAUUUUUGGAUUCGAUGGGAAAUAAAACACCAGUAACUGUUUUCACAGAUGAGGAUAAAGCUAUGGCAAAUGCAAUUCAAAUCGUGUUUCCACAUGCCUCCCAUCGACUGUGCACUUGGCACAUUGCCAAGAAUGCCUCCAAGAGAAUUGGUAGUUAUCUUGCAAUUCCUGAAUUCAAGAAAAAUUCACUCAUUGUUUACAUGGGUGUAGCUCUGAAAUUGAAUUUCAAGUUUCAUGGGAUAGCAUGA
Messenger RNA from Argentina anserina (silverweed cinquefoil), 1095 nucleotides. RefSeq names its product protein FAR1-RELATED SEQUENCE 5-like. The record is from RefSeq and is a predicted model, not a curated record. NCBI's taxonomy places the organism in Eukaryota, Viridiplantae, Streptophyta, Magnoliopsida, Rosales, Rosaceae. Gene Ontology annotation, biological process: regulation of DNA-templated transcription. The transcript has a single exon. The coding region runs from base 1 to 1095 and encodes 364 amino acids.